Gigantopelta aegis is the source of this 1314-nucleotide messenger RNA. Its product is annotated as ankyrin repeat and SOCS box protein 7-like. Gene Ontology annotation, molecular function: protein binding. The record is from RefSeq and is a predicted model, not a curated record. Gene Ontology annotation, biological process: intracellular signal transduction. Bases 421 to 1221 code for a protein of 266 amino acids. The transcript has a single exon. Lineage: Eukaryota; Metazoa; Mollusca; Gastropoda; Neomphalida; Peltospiridae.
GGCAAUUAUAUACACUUGCAGAAACUGAAAGUGAGAUACAGUCCCGAUUGUGAAGACAGUCGUGCAAAUAUAGGCCAGAGAGAAGCAAAGAUCGUCUUCUAUUUAAACAAAAUGGCCAGAUCUUAAUCAAUCAAAACAGGAGAAAAUAGAUUUGUACAUUUUUCUUACCCAAUAUUCAGUUUUUACCAAUACCAGGUUCACAGGAAAAGAGAACAAACUUGUAUAUCACUGUUGACUAAUAUUCCUUUUAUGCCAUCUGAUACAUUUUUCAAUACAUCACUUUUUAAAAUAUUUAUCAUAAAAUCUGACAUGUUAUGUGAUAUAAAUGUGUUAAAUACAUCACUGUAUCACUGUAUGUAUAUUUAUCAACAAAGCUAUCAUGCAAAUUUUAAGCUGAUUAUGAAAUAGUUGAUAAUUAUAAUGCAGGAUCUAAUUUCGUUGUUGGAUGCUGUUAAAUCUGGCAGUGUUGAGGAAGUUUUCGAGUGUCUCAAAAAUCCAUUUCAGCAAAAUGAGCUGAAUGCAGCAUUGUGCUGGGCUGCACGUUUAGGACAUGUUCGUAUCUUGUCUCUCCUCCUGGAGCAUGGAGCAGACGUUCGAUACGAUUCAUGGGGAGGAAUCAGCCCACUCUUGUGGGCAGCAAUAUUUUCACCCGAUGUCGGUGCGGUGAGCUUGUUGAUUCAGUACGGGAGUGACGUAAACCACAAAUCCUCGAAACGUCGACAGACCGCGCUCCACGCUGCAGCCAUCAGAGGUCGACAUGACAUGGUUUCUGUGUUGUUGGAGGUGGGGGCUAACCCAGACAUGGUAGAUCACCUUCACAAAACCCCACUCCUGUAUGCGGUCCAGCGAUGUCACGUGGCCUGCAUCAAAAUCCUCCUACAGCACAACUGUGACGUUGAUAUCAGUGGGCUAGUCAAUGGACAACUCACAACUCCUCUCAUUUUCGCACUAGUCCAGAAUGAUCUCGAGAUGACCAAAAUGCUCAUCUUUGCUGGGGCCAGGUUUGAAAAUCUGUGCACGUAUCAGAUGUACAAUAUUUCCCAGUAUUACCAGACGGUGGAGAGAAACCUUAACAUCGAUGUGAGACCAGUACACCUGCAGCAGCAGUGUCGUGUUUGUCUCAGACACAUUCUCAAACCUCACUUUGUGGAAAAGUUAAAAAUGCUGCCUUUACCGAAACCACUGAAGGAUUAUAUUGCUUUAUCGGAACUUAGUUUAUAACAAUUGCCAGAACUUCUUAUAAUUUAACCCAUUGAUGGAUCAUAUUGCCUUGCUUUUAAUAAUCAAAUAUUAAUUAAAUUUUUAUUAAUGUGA